GAAAAGGGUAUAAUCUUUCUUAAGAUAGUUUUUUUACUCAUUAAUGUCUCAAAAUUUGGUCGGCGACUACGUUCUCAUUAGUCAUAACAAAGCUACGUCGACUGAUCGGACCCAUCCUCGAGUUUUAACACUGAAAGCAGGGUAUAAGCCCGAUUUGCUCCAUGUUCAUGCUAAAGUGUGCAACAUUAUGAAUGGUGGGGUUAUGUUCGAUGCACAGACUGGUGAGCUCAAGGGUCAGCUUUCGUCGACACGCAUGUUAGGGAACCGCUUUGACAUGAUGGUAGAAAGAGCCUUGUCUAAGGGAUUUAGCAACGGCAUGAUGGCAAGUCGAGAUGGAGACACCUUAAUACUCAAAACGUCUGAGGACGAGCUAGUUUUUAAGGUUCAAACUUGUUGAAUGAAAAGAUGUUCAAACAAUGUAUGAAUUAGCUAGUUGAUGCGACUAUUCGAUGCAGUAUUUUUACUUAAAUGCAAUGCUAUCGGUAUAUUUUGACAAUCAUUUGUUUUUCCAUGGUGCUUUUAUUAUCUAGAAUACUUUUUAAUGUUAUCAAUUUCACGUUAUAUCAAGAGUUUUAUACACAAUAUUUAUGAGGGAAGAAGUCUAAUUAUAUCACAAUAUGAACAUCUAUAAUUCGCAUACUGCAAUAUCUUGAAUCAUUCAAAA
Messenger RNA from Phytomonas sp. EM1, 664 nucleotides. The record is from the annotation of a GenBank genome assembly. NCBI's taxonomy places the organism in Eukaryota, Euglenozoa, Kinetoplastea, Trypanosomatida, Trypanosomatidae.